Molecule: messenger RNA, 1252 nt
Organism: Canis lupus familiaris (dog)
Lineage: Eukaryota; Metazoa; Chordata; Mammalia; Carnivora; Canidae
Gene: NXT1
Product: nuclear transport factor 2 like export factor 1
Exons: 3
Coding region: 571-993 (140 amino acids)
Biological process (GO): protein import into nucleus
Cellular component (GO): nuclear pore central transport channel
Source: RefSeq, a predicted model, not a curated record
GGCGGGCCGCGCGCGGGAGGCUGCGGAGGGCGGCUGCGGAGGCGGCUGCGGGUCCCCGGCCGGGCUCAGGGGUCUCGACGACCCUGGUGGGUCCGGGAAGAAGGGUGGCAGAGGGCGGCGCUCCCGGCCCUCCCUGAAGCGAGCGGCGGAGGACCUCCAGCCUGGGCAGGCCCGCCCUGCGACCUCCGUGGAGCCGGGGGCCGUGCGGGGCGAGCCGCCGCCCACGCGGGCCGGGAGACGCCGACCCCGGCGCCGACCCCGGCCCCCGCCGCGCAGGGAGGCCCCCAGAGGCCCCCAGCGUCCCCCGCGGCCCGCAGGCCGACGACCGCAGGCCCGGCCCGGGGGCUCCGGAGACGCCUCCCGCGUGCAUCCCCGCCCGUCCGCGUCGUCGGCGCUCGGCCGGGCCCCGCCGCGUCCCUGUGCUGUGCUGGCGGCGCCGCCCCAGGGACGCGCAGGGUGACAAGGGAAGGACAGCGGAGGCCUGACGUUUUCAGAGGCCACCAGCAUUCUUAGGAAGCCCCGGCUCCCUCAGGCACAGGCACACCUGGGCCUCCUUUGGCAGGGCUGGAGAUGGCGUCAGUGGACUUCAAGACCUACGUGGAUCAGGCCUGCAGAGCUGCUGAGGAGUUUGUGAACGUGUACUACACUACCAUGGAUAAGCGGCGGCGCCUGCUGUCCCGCCUGUACAUGGGCACGGCCACCCUUGUGUGGAAUGGAAACGCUGUUUCAGGACAAGAGUCCUUGAGUGAGUUUUUUGAAAUGCUGCCUUCCAGUGAGUUCCAGAUCAACGUGGUAGACUGCCAACCUGUCCAUGAUGAAGCCACCCCAAGCCAGACCACAGUCCUUGUUGUGAUCUGUGGAACAGUAAAGUUUGAAGGCAACAAACAACGGGACUUUAACCAAAACUUCAUCCUGACUGCCCAGGCCUCGCCCAGCAACACGGUGUGGAAAAUAGCAAGUGACUGCUUCCGGUUCCAGGACUGGGCCAGCUAGGGUGGGCAGGAAAGGCCUCUGUUGUCUGCAGCCUAGCUUUGUAGGGAAGCACAGAUCUCAAAAUGUGGGGGACAUGUUCUUUUCUGUUGUUACGGGCCCCAGCUUAACUGCAUUUGCUGGAGUCCUGUGAGCCCCUUUCUGAGUGUAUUCUUGUUUGUCCUAGAUGUCUUUUCAAAGUAGUCAGCUUUUCUAUUUUUCUACUUGUUCAGUAGAGACCCUGGUUCUGGAAAUUCUGACAAAUAAAACAAUACAAAUGUUG